Lingula anatina is the source of this 4246-nucleotide messenger RNA. RefSeq names its product ankyrin repeat domain-containing protein 27. Gene Ontology annotation, molecular function: guanyl-nucleotide exchange factor activity; SNARE binding. Gene Ontology annotation, cellular component: late endosome; plasma membrane; tubular endosome. Gene Ontology annotation, biological process: early endosome to late endosome transport; neuron projection morphogenesis. The record is from RefSeq and is a predicted model, not a curated record. Lineage: Eukaryota; Metazoa; Brachiopoda; Lingulata; Lingulida; Lingulidae.
UGCAAAAGAGUCCCUUAGUGUUCUUUAGUUGGCCUUGUACAUUUUGCGUUUAAAUGAAAUGCGUUGUUUCAGAACAGGCCAGAAGCUAUGCAGUCCUAUGAUGAAGAUCUCUUUGAGAACAAGUUCUUUGUUAACUUACAGUCGAAAUAUGCAGAAAUCUACAACUUUGCUGCUGACAACAGAUAUAUGAUCUGUGUCCCCAGAACAGGUCACAGCUCCUCUAAAUAUCUUUAUACUGAAGAGGACUACAGAAACCAUAUCCUGAUCCCAGUGGAUGACACUCCAGGGACGUUCAAGACAGCCAAUGAUAAGGAGGUGACAAUCCAGAGUGGGGUCAUUACAACAGGUCAAGGGUUCAAGGACGUUAGAAAUGCCCAUAUUUUGUUUGAAGAAACCUACUUCAAUGAUCAUGAUGAGAGUUUCAGGGUGCUGUGCAUAGAUAUAGCCUUAGAGGGAGGGAACGCCAAACCAAAGGGAACAAAUUCGAAAUUUGGAGAGUCAGUGCCAGAUGUCCCUGUGGUGGUUCUCCAGACAUUUGAAGACUGCCUAGAGCUGCUAUGGGGCCACGCAGCCAACAACAAGACCCAGAAGCAGUUGGACCAUAUUAUCCAGUUGUUCAAUGAAUCCUAUGACAGGCUAGAUGGGAAAUCCUUAGUCCACUAUGUGGAUGCUGCCAAUGCCCUGUUCACCAGAGCUAUGCAGACAGUUCUAAAGGACAACCACUUGAAAAGAAGUGCCAGACAUAACAAGGCCUAUCUUGACUGUAUCAAGGUAGCAGUAGAGACCUAUGUGAUGCAUGGGAUCUACAAGAAGAUCUUCAAGGGGAUAUCUGUGUGCAGGGCCUCUGAGGACGCCAAGCUCAACAAGAUCAACAGGAACCUGGCCGAGCUGCAGCUGAGGGACCUGGGAGUACGGGCAGAGUUUCGUGAAAACAUUCCAAAAGCCAAGAAGGAGCUGCAGACAUUGAACAGGUACAGCACCCCUCUUGGCAAACUGAACUGUAUCAAGAAGGUGGUCACCAUAUUGAUGCAGCCUCCCAGGAGAUGGCAUACAAAACAGACACAGGAAGAACAGUCUGCCCUACUGACCACAGAUGACCUCUUGCCUAUACUGGUCUUCUUGGUGGUCAAGUCCGAGAUUCCUAACUGGUUUGCUCACCUUACUUAUAUGCUGAAAUUUAGGUUUUCAAAAGCAAAUAAUGAUGAUGAAUAUGGUUUCUAUGCAGCUUCCACAGAGGCUGCUAUAGAGCAUGUGUACAGUGGCUCCCUCAGUAGCCUGCAGCUGGGGACAGCCAAUCCUCAACCAUUGGUUUUAGCCAGAAGUCAGUUACAGGGUGGCAGUGGUUGUUCCUCUGCUGACAGUGCAGAUUCCAUGAUAGGAAAGCUAUUUCAGUAUGUGAGAGAUGGAAAGACACAGGAGGUGGAGAAGAUGUUGAACAAGAAGGAGGUCCUGUUAGAGGAGGCCAAGCAGCAGAUGUGUCACCCUCUCUGCUCAUGUGACAGGUGUGAGCAGGUGCUGGCCAGGAGCAGGAAUGACGCCUCUGCUGUCACAGCUUAUUCCAGAGAUGACAGGGGAUUCACAGCUCUCCAUGUGUCUGCCCUGUGUGGAAAUGUCCAUGUGAUGAAUGUUCUGAUACACAGGGGAGGUGUGGUCAACGCCACAGACUACCAUGGUUCUACCCCACUUCAUAUAGCUUGUCAGCGUGGACAUCAGAAAGUUGUGUUAUUACUGCUGGAUCAGGGAGCCAACUUUAAUGCUGCUGACAAUGACGGCAACACUCCUCUCCAUCUUUGUGCUGCUAAUGGACACGAAGAGUGUGUGAAGGCAGUCAUUUUCAUGGGUCGAAGUAAAGGCCUGGAUCUGAAUGCUGGGAAUGACUGGGGAGAGACGCCAUUACAUCUGGCUUCCAAGUGGGGUUAUGAGGGCAUAGUGAAGAUUUUACUGGAAAAUGAGGCGUUGCCCACCGUGACCAAUCGUAAACACCUCAGCCCGUUGCAGUGCUCUUCUAAUGUGCGCGUGUCCCAGAUGCUCUCAGAAGCCAUAGAGGAAAACACUUCCAUGCGAACUUUUGAGACUGUUGAUACCAUGCUAGAGUCUAUAGAAUCAGUCAGUGAUAUGGAUUCCCUGGGACCAAGAAAGCACAGCUUCAAGAAGCAGUUUGAGUCUGGCCCAGGACUUAGCAGACAUUUUAACAGCCAGGAACCCAGUCUGCCCAUCAAGGUGGUCAGCCAGUCCCUGGUGGACAAGAAAGAUUAUAAGAAAAUUGAUAAAUUGUUGAAAACGGUUGCCAGGAAUGACAUUGAGAUGGUUAAGUUUAUACUGGGAUGGACAGAUGACCUGGAAGAAGAAAUGGACAUUGAUAUGACCAAGAGAACUUUGUGCCAUCCUCUCUGUCAGUGUGACAAGUGUAUGCCAGUUCAGAUGCUCACAACACCAAGGACAGACGUGACUGUGAACAUGAGUAAUGUGGAUGGUUAUGCGCCAUUGCAUGUUGCCUCUCGUUACGGGUUCAAGGAUCUGAUUAUGCUGUUCAUAAAACGAGGUGCCAACGUGAACGCACGGAGCAAGGUGUCUCAGUGGACGCCAUUGCACCUAGCUUGCCAGUAUGACCAGGCUGAGGCUGUAGAACUCCUCCUGGAUCAUGGGGCUAAAAUUAAUGCCAAGAAUGUCAAUGGAGUGACCCCGCUCCAUAUGUGCUGUUUCCAGGGUAACCCCAGGGCUGCCUCAGUGCUGCUACAGCAUGGUGCCUCAGUUGACCUUACAGACCACCAGGGGAACACGCCACUACACACGGCUGCCAAGAGGAAUGACCUGAACCUGGUCCAACUGCUGCUGAUCCACGGCUCCUCCGUCAGGGCCAAGAACAACAAGAAGAUCUCUCCCAUACAGUUAGCCAAGCAUGACAAGGUGAUUAUGUUGCUGGAUGAAGCUUAUAGCAAGGUGCCAGACCUCCCUCAAGAGGACGUCCAACCUAGUCCUGAGAAAGAAAAGAGGAGGCCUCAUGGUCAGAGUACAGUGAGAGCUGCUGUAAAUAAAAAAUCAAGCAUGCAUGAUCUUUUUUCUGCAUUCGAAGAACAGGACUUAAAACGCCUUCAAAAUCUCGUGGGAUCCAUUCGUACCUUCAAUCCUAGGGCCAGUCUCAGACACACCGUCACAUUGGACAAAAGCCUUCCACGAUUCGACAAACACCUUACCCAGCAACUGGAAAUUCAGCACUUUGAUAUCGGCAGGUUAAAACACGUGGAGACUCGAGAUAAAAGCAAGCCAGUGAUACAGGCUGAAUUUGAAGAUAAGUUAACUGGAGAUGUUGAGCUUGGUUUAGGUGUGAGUGAUGAAUGCAAAGACCGGGUGAGGAAAGAUUAUGAAUUAGACGACAUGACAAAAAGUCAGGGUGUAGACAAUUUGAGUGGCAGCUUGGCUCAGUCCAGUUUGACUUUUGAUGACAUUUCUGUUAGCAGUCCACUUGUUGAGGGUACAAGGAUGAGGGAGCAAAAUGCUCAACUUAGAGAGUCUUUUUCUUCAUGGGAUGAUGUUGAGGAAGAGGCUAAUUCUUAUCCUGGACUACGGACUAAUGGGAAUGAUGGUUCAUUAAAUUGCUCACAUGGAGGACAAGUGGAACAAAGCCAGCAAAUAAGUCAAGAGGAUGGGGGACAGGAUGGGCUAUCUGCAUCCAGUUUAGAUACCCAUGGCAACAAGCCAGAUCACCAUGACAACAAGUCAGAUCACUAUGACAACAAUCCGAAGUGCCAUGACAACUGUUUGGACCUCCUUGAAUCAGAGUGCCAUGAAAAUUAUUUAGUCUACCAAACAACUAUUUCUGAUCAUGAAAAUGAUUCUGUUCACCUUGACAACAAGACUGAUCACCUUGACAACAAGACUGAUCAUCUUGACAACAAGGUUAAUUCCUCCAGCAACGUACUGGAGAGCAUUGAUUACCAGACAAGUGAAUGUAAUAAGAGACAGGAUGCAGUAAACUGUGAACAAGUAAAUCCAGCCAGCCUUGAUCAUAUGAAACGAGAAAACUCUGACAUCAAAGAAAAUGUGCAAUCAGAUGAUUUAAUAAAACAAGACAGUGGCCUUUGUUCAAAUCCUGCUGAACUUCAAACUCCCUCCAUUUACUGAUACUUAAAUUAUGAUGGUGAAGAUUUAAUCACAUUAAUCACAAACAUUUCUCCAUGUUGUGAAUUGUGAAGUUUUUUUUUUUUUUUUUGUAUCAUGGAAAAAUCAAAUUGUAAUUUUUUUGCAU